GCACGCGCCGCCCCUUGCCCCGAUUUUGUUUCCUCUUCCCCAUGCCCUACAGAAAUACUCUAUAAAAUAGAGAGAGGCGAGCCGUCGUCGAUCCACCGCUCAUAUCGACGUUGAUGGUUAACUCCGCUUCUACCCAUCUUAACGAAGACGAAGAACCGAUGGAAUUUGAAGAAGAAGAGGAAGUUAUGGACGAAAUCGAAGUCGAAGAUGAAGGAGAACAACAGCAACAGCAACAAAAUGAAGAAGAGAAAUCGCAGGGAGACAAUGGCGCAAAAGCAGCGCAGGCACAAGAAGAGCAGGCGGCGAAGAUAAUCACAGAUCCCCCGUUGGCGCUCCUCCAAUCGCUGAAUGGUCUCUUCGAUCUCAAUUGCGCCCUUUCGGAAUUUGUCCAUCAGUGGCAUGCCCUGCACCACUCCCUCGACGCGAUCGUCUCCUCCAUCGACCGCCGCUCUCGGGAGCUCGACGGCCCGACCGAAGUAGAGAAGGGCGGUCCCGGCGACUACUACCCCCCUGCCGUGUCUUCCAAGGCUGUAGAUCGCGCUGCGGAGCUCCUCUCCAUCUGCGAGUCCACCGGCAGCCGCGCCCUCCGCAAGUUCGUUGUCUCCAACCUCUCCGACCUCGAGUGGCUCCGAGGUGAGGUUCCCGCUGCCCUCCGACGCGCCCCCAGCCCGGCCAAGCUUGUGCUCGACGCAAUGGGCCGCUUUUACCUGCAAGGCCGCAAGGCCUACGACCGCCCCAUGGAUGACCCCAUGGUCGUCUUCCGCCGGGCCUGUAUCCUCAUCCUGGAGUUCUACGUUCUCUCGGGAUGUUCUUCCGUGGACCCGGAAGAAUCGGUUAAGAAGGAUGCCCAGGUGGCCGCUCUAUCUUGGAGAACUCGGCUUGUCAAUGAGGGUGGCGUGCAGGUGGCAAGCGCCGUGGACGCACUUGGUCUGGUCCUCUUCCUAUCAUCCUUCGGCAUUCCAGAAGAGUUUGGGUGCACGGACAUGUACAACUUGCUCCGAUUGAGCAAUCUGAAGAAGAAAGCUGAUGUGUUCCGGAAAUCAUCUAUACUGUGUGAGAAGAUGCCAGAUAUUAUUAACGAUAUGCUAAGUAAGGAAAUGAAUGUUGAAGCUGUGAAUCUUAUUUGCGCUUUUGAGCUGAAGGACAAGCAUCCCCCUUUGCCCCUGCUGGUUUCCUUUUUGCAGAAAUCUACACUAUUUGCAAAAGAUGAACGAAUGGAAGGACAAUCUUCACUGAAAUCACUGCGAGAAGCCAAUGAGAAGCUCUUGGAGAGGCUUAAAUUGGUAGCAAAAUGUCUGGAGAACUACAAACUUGAUCCAUCUGAACUUGCUAGCUUCAAUAUCAAUCAGAAGAUUGCCAAGAUAGAAAGGGUAAUUGCCAAGGACGAGGAGAGAUUGAAAAAUAAGAACUUGAAAAGAAAGGCUCAGGAUUUGGGUCAAAUUCAACUAAAAAAUUAUUGGUGUUCUUCAGCCAAACCAUCACAUAGUAUCAUGCCUCAUUUUGGUAAGCAAUAUCAGGAGCAACAAAGUGCUUCGCUUGCUAAUCCCGAGGGCUACUAUGGGAGCUUAUACCGGAGGAAUGCUCAUGAUGAUGGAUUUGGUCUACAUAAUGGAUUAUGUGGGGUUAGCUCACUGACAGCGGGUGUCCAUACUUCAGCAGGAGUUAGCAGUGAACUUGUCGCAGCAACAGCAGAAGGUCCUGCUGGGUCAACAGUGGAGAACAGUUCUCAUCCAUUUACUAACUAUGAUGGAGAUUUAUAUAAACUGCAUGGGAAUGGAGCACUUGAUGAGAGAUUAGUGGGACAACAUUUUUUAGCAUCGACACAUUCCGAAGCCUGGAUGGGUCCAUCGUCAAUGGCAGGACAAAAUGUAUACUACUCACAAGCUUCGGGUGAUGGAUAUGGAACCGGGAGCUCAAGUACAAAUUUGUAUCAGUUUGCCGAUACUGUUUUAGAACGUGAAGCAUACUAUGCAAACUCCAGCAUAAGCAACCCCCCAACCAGUGUCCCCAACCAGAGUUACUACCCAUCAUAAUCAGUUCUACUGUGCACGAUCUAUUGUGAAUCAUCCCCCUCUUUUUCAAACCAUUUGGGGCAUUAAACAAAUUUGUUUUGCUAAAUGCUCAUCAUGCACACAAGAUCUCUGGCAAUAUCUCCAGUUCAGAACUCUAAUCUUGAUCAUUUAAAUUGGUAAAAAUGUGUAUGUUCUAUAAUUCUA
Molecule: messenger RNA, 2216 nt
Organism: Musa acuminata subsp. malaccensis (wild Malaysian banana)
Lineage: Eukaryota; Viridiplantae; Streptophyta; Magnoliopsida; Zingiberales; Musaceae
Product: protein FRIGIDA
Source: RefSeq, a predicted model, not a curated record